UUGUGCAACCAUAGAUACUAUUUUUAUCGUGCUCAAAACCAUAGAACAUAAUGUUCUACGUCUAUGGUCUAUCUUCUAUGUCACAACUGGUAUUCACAAACAAUAAUCACAAAAAUACCAAACAGCUGAGCAUGAAUGAUAAUACUUUAUCAACAUAAAGUAUUCCGUAUUCAUUUUUAGUUCUUAGUUUCUUACAUUUAACUUUUUACCAAUGUUGAUGAAUGAUGAUCGAUAUUUAAGACGAUAUACUUACAUUUUUAUUUAAUUUCCUCGAAUUUGGACUUAAAUAUUAAUUGAUAAUAGAUUUUAAUAAUUUGAAAUUUCUUAUAUUGAAGUAGGUAUUCAAUGAAUUAAAAUGAGUGGUAGUUCAUUUGAUUAUAAUUCACUUUCGUUCGGACGAAUAGCAUCAAUACCAGACAAAUCAGACGUUUUGGAAUGCCGAGUAUGUGAAGAUAUUUUCACUCUCCAAGGAGAUAAAGUUCCGCGUUUACUCUAUUGUGGACAUACCAUUUGUCAUUCAUGUUUGUUACGUUUGUACCAACGAUGUUCUUCAGUUCAAUGUCCGUUCGACCGGCAAGCAACUCCUAUAGGACCCUCAGGAGUUUGGGGUUUAAAAAAGAAUUUUGCAUUAUUAGAACUGCUUGAACGUUUACAAAGAAGCAAUAAAGCAGAAAUUAAUAUUAACUCAUAUUUAAAUUCAGAAGCGAUGGAAAAAGAAGAACAAUUGCAUAUAAUUUGUGAUGAAAAUGAAAACCAUAUAGCUGUUCUUUAUUGCACUGUAUGCUGUACGAACUUAUGUUUUUAUUGUUCUGAACAAACUCACAGUACACGGACAUUAGCUAAACAUCGCCGUGUUCCUAUAUCAGAAAAGCCACAAGAAAGACCUCGAUGUCCAUUACAUCCAUCUCAUGUGGCCGAGUUUACUUGCUUGCAAGAUAGUUGCCAUCAACCAUCACCUCCUUUAAUGUGUUUUGUGUGUAAAGAUUAUGGGACACAUAAAAAUCAUAAGCAUACAUUAGUAGAAACUGAAGCAGAAACUAUACGAUCAAAAGUGAAAAGUGCUGGGCCUUUGAUGCGGAAUUUAAUGGAAGAAAUGAAUGACACCAUUCAAAGAUUAGAUCAAGUAAUGCUACGUUUAGAAGGUUUGGAUUCAAAUGGCUCAGUUGAUGAAGAAAGUAAUCCUGGUACAUGCUCUUUAGCUCGUGCUAGAGUCCAGUUGUAUUUCCAACAUCUACGCGAAACAUUACAAGUACAAGAAGCGGCUGCCUUAAGUGCUGUUGAUACACAUGUAAGAGAAAGAUUAGGCUCACUGAGAAGCUUGCAAGAAGACUUAGCAUCAUCAUUAUCACAAGUGGCUGUCAUAUGUGUGCAAUGUGAGCAGGCUGUUCGGCAGGAUGAUUUCCGUGUUAUAUCUGCCAGUGCAGACAUUAAUCAAGCACUAAAUGUUAUUGAAAAACAUAAACAGAUGUUUACUGAACUUGGUCCAGAACAAUUACAACCGGAUCCUAGUAUACCUAUAACUUUUACAAAAGAUAAUAGGGUGCAUAUUGGACCAAAAAUGGAAAUUCGUGUUGUCACUCUAGGAUUGGAUGGAGCCGGAAAAACUAGUGUACUUUUCAAAUUGAAACAAAAUGAAUUUAUGACUAUGAUUCCCACCCUUGGAUUUAAUGUAGAAACAGUUGACUAUAAAAACAUGAAGUUUACAAUAUGGGAUGUCGGUGGGCAACCUAAAUUGAGACCAUUGUGGAAGCAUUACUAUCUCAAUACACAGGCGGUUGUUUUCGUGAUUGAUUCCAGUGACCAACAGAGACUAUUGGAAUCAUCUAACGAAUUAUCUAAGCUGAUGACAGAAAAAGAAUUGAAAGAUGCUGCAUUAUUAAUUUUAGCAAACAAACAAGACAUUCAUGGAUGUGUUACAAUUGAAACCAUUACUGAAUUAUUUGGCUUGUAUAAAUUGUGCUGUGGACGUAGUUGGCAUAUACAAGCUUGUGACGCACAGAGUGGUGCUGGUCUUCAUGAUGGACUUGAUUGGCUUGCUAGACAACUGGUUGCUUCUGGUGUCCAUGAUCUCAACUAAUAAUAUGAUAUUUAAAAACAUAUUUCCGAAAUAAUAUGGUUUGCUUUAAAUAACAUACAUCAACUAUUUAUUCUCCUUAGUUUUUAAUACAAGUAUUUAUAUUAUAUCUGAAAAUAUGUUUUACUUUUUGUUGA
Molecule: messenger RNA, 2211 nt
Organism: Myzus persicae (green peach aphid)
Lineage: Eukaryota; Metazoa; Arthropoda; Insecta; Hemiptera; Aphididae
Product: E3 ubiquitin-protein ligase TRIM23-like
Exons: 8
Coding region: 356-2077 (573 amino acids)
Biological process (GO): vesicle-mediated transport; intracellular protein transport
Cellular component (GO): cytoplasm; plasma membrane; lysosomal membrane
Molecular function (GO): zinc ion binding; GTPase activity; GTP binding
Source: RefSeq, a predicted model, not a curated record